AUGGAGGGACCAACAGCAGGACGAGGGUCGGCGGGGCGGCAUAGGGUGGUGGAAGGCGAGAGCAAUGUGAGUUGUGGGCCGCUCUUUGCUGGAGGGGUGGACGACGCCGCGGUGUGGAGCGAGGCGCCCUUCUUCCUGGCCGGCCACACCACCCUCUACUCCGCCGCGUCAGGGUCGCUCUUCCUCUUUGGAGGCUAUGACGGCAGCAAGCGAACGAACGACCUGUACGUGCUUCGGAACGCCAAGUCGCUGGCCGCUGAAGGAGCCGAGAGCGCCGAGCUGGUCUGGGAAAAAGCGACACUGGAGGGCGUGCGGGACAGGGCGGGGCAUGGGUUCUUCAUGAAGGACGAAAAGCUGUACAUUCACGCGGGCUACGACAGCCAGCACAACGUGCUACAUGACCUCGUGGAGGUUGACGUUUCAUCUGAUGGGUUCUCUACGCGGACGAUGGAGUACAAGUCGGUGCUACCCAACCUGGAGCGGCGAUGGCAUUGCAACUUCCUUCACGACGACCGUUACUUCGUGCACGGAGGAUGGAACGACAGCGGCGGCCUGGCCGAUUUGAUCUACCUCGACCUCAAUACGCAAAAAUGGGCCGCGCCCAAGUUCAAGGGGACGGUGCCGUCCUUCCGCCGAUGGCACACGAUGACGCAACUGUCCAACACCAACGGCCGCUACUUCCUCUUUGGCGGUUACAAUGGCGGCAAGAUGCCCCUUGGCGACGCCUUUCUUCUCAACAUUGUCGACGACAAGCAGUUGGUGCUCCUCGGCGGCUACAAGGAGUCCGACAACGCCAUCUACAAAGAAAUCGCAGUUCUUCACACAGGUGUCGGCGCGUGCGGUUGGUCCAAUGCUGUGCGCAGUGGCCACUCGGCCACACUCAUCGAGGGCGAGGGCAUACUCGUGUGCGGUGGCUGGAAGCCGGACUACAUCCAACCGGCCUACUGGAUCGACCUACGCAUGACCUACGCAUGA
This is a messenger RNA of Acanthamoeba castellanii str. Neff, 975 nucleotides long. RefSeq names its product kelch domain containing 1, putative. Gene Ontology annotation, molecular function: protein binding. Lineage: Eukaryota; Discosea; Longamoebia; Acanthamoebidae. The transcript has 8 exons. The coding region runs from base 1 to 975 and encodes 324 amino acids. The record is from RefSeq and is a predicted model, not a curated record.